This is a messenger RNA of Suillus plorans, 1278 nucleotides long. RefSeq lists its product as uncharacterized. The transcript is spliced from 4 exons. The record is from RefSeq and is a predicted model, not a curated record. Bases 1 to 1278 code for a protein of 425 amino acids. Lineage: Eukaryota; Fungi; Basidiomycota; Agaricomycetes; Boletales; Suillaceae.
AUGAUACCAAAUGUACCCCCUAUUUCCUUGAAUGCUCCGAUGUCACUAGAAGACCUGGAAAGCGCUAUAUGCCAAUCUGACACUACUUCCACAAGGCGAGCUGAACCUCCGAAGUUAUCCGACUACUCACCAGAAGAGAUCGAAGUAAUCAACAGCGCGCGCAGGCGGGUUGUCAUGGACAUGAUCAUGACCAACGGUUGGAAGAAAAAUAGUAUGAGGAAGCAGAAACUGGCCAUGCACUCGUAUGCUAGAGAAGUCGUCAAUGAGGUGAAAACGUCACUCGGUUGCCAUGGGUUAAACAUAACGUCUUCCGUCACGACCCUCGUGAUCCAUGGCUUGACAAACAGCCGCUCAAAACUUAUCGAAAAUGCUGAAAAAGAGUCCCUACCUUAUUACAUUGACGACCUCGAGCCCGAAGACAAGUCACUGUCUGCUGAGGAUCGCCAAAAAUAUAUGGCGGAGCGUAGAAAAGCCAUCUAUAACUCAGACAAUCAUCAUACGUAUUUUUUACAUGGUCACAACCGUGGCCGGCUCUUCAUUUUCUCUCAUCCUGCCUUGCAAGAUGUACACAUCAAACAGUGGUAUACCGACGAGUCCUCGCCUCUUUUUGAUGAUACAUUAAGGCUGAUACUCGCGACGACGACCAUUCCUAUGUUAUCGAUGUCGGCGAUUGGGGUCAUGGGAGCCAUAGAUCGGUAUGUUGAAGGACGCCUUUCCAAGUCUGGGGACGUCCUACGUUUUACCGGUAAAUUGUAUGCCGACAAGCAGAAUGCGAUACAAAAGGCAAUGCACGCUGCCCUUGAGACUGAUGUUCAUUGGGAGGUAAUGAUAGAUUAUUUUCAAUACUUGCAUACCAAGGGAAUGAAAAUCUUAAAUGACAAAUUGGGUCUUACAUCACCCACUUCGAUCUCUGUUCCUAUGUCACUGGAAGAACUGACUCUACCACCUGAGCCAGAAAAUACCACCACCCCCCACGAUACUGCCCCUGACUCGUACUCGCAGCACUGCCAGCAUGACCAGCAAACAAACUCGUUCACAGCGUGGCCGUCAACCGUCUCUUACUCAGAGUCUCCUGUCCCUAGUGGGUCUGCACUUGCGCUUUACUCUGAGGCGCAGCCUUUCUAUGACCAGUCGGCUUUACAAAUGUGCAUGUCCGAGUUGUUUGCACAGGAAUAUUAUGCGAACUUCUCUGAGAAGUCAACAUGUGGCUCGUUAGCAGAAGAAGAUGACCAGGACACUUUCUGGACUGCGCCCGGGACAUACCAUGAUACUAUGUAG